Molecule: messenger RNA, 1191 nt
Organism: Sycon ciliatum
Lineage: Eukaryota; Metazoa; Porifera; Calcarea; Leucosolenida; Sycettidae
Exons: 1
Coding region: 1-1191 (396 amino acids)
Source: RefSeq, a predicted model, not a curated record
AUGGCCAUGCUUGGCUGCUCACAGGUCCGGAAUUUGGUCUUUGGGCGACGCCGCAGUCGUCGGUUUUGGUCUGCCUUGAGAGGUGAUGGAACAUGGGAGACUGACUUCCUGACAAAUUACCAUGUGAUGGGUGUAGAGUGGAGAGUUCCAGAUUUCGAGGACGAACAGUAUAUUGUUCACCUACGACUGGGGAAAACCGAAUUCUGGAGACUACAUGACCUGUACGGCCUUUACCUAGUGACGAAAGACACGCGCUGGAGAUGCGCCGUUGCCAGUCAUAAGCGAUUAGCCAUGACACUUCAUUGGCUCGCUCAUGGCUAUACGUACAGUGAGUUGGCGAGGGUGUAUGCUGUUGGGAAGUCCACUGCUGUUGAAAUGGUCCACAGUACUGUGACUAUAUUGCUGCAGAGAAUGGUGAAGAAAUCCAUUCGAUUUCCUGAAGGCGACGAGCUUAAACGAGUCAUGUUGGAAUUUGGCGAGCUGGCACACCUAGAACGCUGUGCGGGAGCAAUUGAUGGCACUUUCAUGAAGAUUAAGAAGCCGCACAUUCCCUAUGCAGACAGCUAUUGGUGUUACAAGAAGUAUUGCUCGAUAAUCAUCCUAGGUACGGUCGAUGCAUGCGGCAUAUUUACGAACGUCAACGCUGGUCGGGCUGGCUCAGCAGGUGAUGCAGCAGCGUUCUCCACCUCUAAGCUCUGUCGCAAAAUUGGAAGUCGCAAAUGGCUGACAAUUGAUGAAGGGGACGAGCGAUUUGUGAUUGAUGGAACAUACAUUCGUCCCUACUUAGUCGCUGAUUCUGCCUUUUCUCUGUGCUCCACGACCAUGAAGUGCUACGAUGAAGUUGGUGUGUUACCAGCCUAUCGCCGCACCUUCAACCAUCGCCUCAUCAGAACUCAUCGAGUGGUGGAACAGGCAUUCGGCCGAUUAAAGGGCCGCUUUCAUAUUCUUGUUGACAACAAUUUGUCAGAUACCGAUUUUGCAAGUGAUGUUGCACUAGUUUGUUGCGCACUGCACAAUAUAUGCGAGCGAUGGAACUGCCCCCUAGAAAAUUCCUGGCUAGUGGACGACUCAGUAUACAAUAUGUAUCGUCCUGGCCCUGAUGACCAACCUCGAGCUGAUUUCGAUCAAGCAGGUUAUCUUGUCAGAGAGAAAAUGGCUCGCGUCAUACACCAACACCAUCCAGUAGCUUGA